Messenger RNA from Megalobrama amblycephala (Wuchang bream), 3351 nucleotides. It is a transcript of the gene yme1l1b, whose product is annotated as YME1-like 1b. The transcript is spliced from 18 exons. Gene Ontology annotation, biological process: mitochondrion organization; protein quality control for misfolded or incompletely synthesized proteins. Bases 157 to 2328 code for a protein of 723 amino acids. The record is from RefSeq and is a predicted model, not a curated record. Gene Ontology annotation, cellular component: mitochondrial inner membrane. Lineage: Eukaryota; Metazoa; Chordata; Actinopteri; Cypriniformes; Xenocyprididae. Gene Ontology annotation, molecular function: ATP hydrolysis activity; metalloendopeptidase activity; ATP-dependent peptidase activity.
CCUCUAUGCCGGAUGUUGUAGGCUGUUUUGUAAACGAGUCUUCGCAGUUUUAGCGAAGCUACUUGAACGAAAGAGGACACCGGUGGAGGACAUUAUAUGUAACUCCAAAUCAUUAAACUCCGUUGUCCAAAAGAGUUUAUCAUCAGCUAAUCGGAAAUGUUUUCUCUUUCUACUUCCCUGCAGCCACAGGUAACAGUCCAGCUGAGUCACCUCAUCAAUGCCCUGCAUUCUCUGACGGGUUCAUUGAGCAGCAAUACUUCAGUCAAUCACAAACACAGAGAGAACACGCCAGAACAAGAUCUGAAUAGCACAGAGUCGUCACUGACGCUCAGGGAUUUGGGUCUGACAGAUCUAGGAGUCGGUCAGCUAGAUGCGCUGGUGGAGAAGCUUCUUCCCUCUGUUUCUCAGCAGGACUUGAACUCACAACUGAGGACUGAGCCAAAUAUCUGGAGGACUUCCUAUCUCUCCUCAGAUUCUUUCUUUCACAACAAACAUGGCUUUUCCAGAAUGGGUGGUGUCUCUCCUGUCUUCUCCAGGCAAAACAAGUCACCUCUCCAAACACUAUGUACAGACCUCCAAUAUUUGCCAUUGUUGGUCCCAAAUCGAGGCUUUAAAACUCUGAAGUCCAAAACACGGCGUCUACAGGGAGGCUUUGACAGUUCAGCGGAGCCUGAGGGAUUUACGCCAUCAUUUAUGAAGGUCACCCACACAGGUCUCCUGACACGAGACAAAGGGCCAGAUGUUGAAACUCUGGACAAGCUCCUUAAAAACAAAAAUAUUCCUGAUGGUCAGCAUGAUGCUUUUAAGACUGGUUUUGCCGAGGGCUUCCUCAAAGCUCAAGCCCUAACACAGAGAACCCAAGAAUCACUAAGGAGGAUGCGACUGAUACUAUUGGUGCUUUUGCUGUUGGGCUUGUAUGGACUCUCAAAAACACCUUUCUUAUCAGUGCGAUUCCGAACCACAUCAGGCCUGGACUCAGCAGUGGACCCUGUCCAGAUGAAGAACGUCACCUUCGAGCAUGUGAAGGGUGUGGAGGAGGCCAAAAAUGAGCUGCAGGAGGUGGUGGAGUUUCUUCGGAACCCUCAGAAGUUCACUGUUCUGGGAGGAAAACUGCCUAAAGGAAUCCUGUUGGUUGGGCCUCCGGGUACAGGAAAGACCCUGUUGGCCCGUGCUGUAGCUGGUGAGGCAGAUGUGCCAUUCUACUACGCAUCUGGCUCCGAGUUUGAUGAGAUGUUUGUUGGUGUUGGUGCCAGUCGAAUCAGAAACCUUUUCAGGGAAGCUAAAGCUAACGCUCCUUGUGUUAUCUUCAUUGAUGAGCUGGAUAGUGUUGGAGGAAAGAGGAUUGAGUCUCCCAUGCACCCCUAUUCUAGACAGACAAUCAAUCAGCUUCUAGCAGAGAUGGAUGGGUUUAAGCCAAAUGAAGGCGUCAUCAUAAUUGGAGCAACAAACUUCCCUGAAGCUUUGGAUACUGCUCUGAUCCGGCCAGGCCGUUUUGAUAUGCAGGUCACCGUCCCCAGACCAGAUGUGAAGGGCCGCACUGAAAUCCUCAAGUGGUACCUUAAAAAAAUUAAAGUAGACUCUGCUGUGCAGGCAGAUGUCAUUGCUAGAGGAACGGUGGGGUUCUCUGGUGCCGAGCUGGAGAAUCUUGUUAAUCAGGCUGCACUUAGGGCCGCUGUGGACGGUAAAGACAUGGUGACCAUGAAGGAGCUGGAGUUUGCUAAGGACAAAAUACUGAUGGGCCCAGAACGCAAGAGUGCAGAGAUUGAUCAGAAGAAUAAAGAAAUCACAGCAUACCAUGAGUCAGGCCAUGCUAUUAUUGCAUACUACACAAAAGACGCCAUGCCCAUAAAUAAAGCCACCAUUAUGCCGAGAGGCCCCACUUUGGGUCACGUGUCCAUGCUUCCAGAGAAUGACCGCUGGAGUGAAACUCGGGCUCAGCUUCUGGCUCAGAUGGACGUCAGCAUGGGCGGCCGAGUGGCUGAGGAGCUCAUUUUUGGCAGUGAAUAUAUCACUACUGGAGCAUCAAGUGAUUUUGACAGUGCUACAAAAAUAGCAAAAAUGAUGGUGACCAGAUUUGGAAUGAGUGAAAAGUUGGGUGUCAUGACAUAUGCUGACCUCACCAAGCAGAGCCCAGAAACACAGGCAGCCAUUGAACAUGAAGUCCGGAUACUUCUGAGGGAUUCCUACGAGCGUGCUAAAGUGAUCUUAAAGUACCGUGCUAAAGAGCACAAAAAUCUAGCUGAGGCUUUACUGCGGUAUGAGACGUUGGAUGCCAAAGAGAUCCAGUUGGUCUUGGAGGGAAAGACAUUAGAUGGUCACGGCAGAUGAAGGUCACCAGGCUGCAGGGAAAGGACAAUGGAACCCUAAAAGACAUGAAUGUACAUAUGCAACCAAGAGCUUGGUAGGCCUACUCUCCCCAUUGCUAAAUUGUUUUUUUGAGCCAGAUCUCUGAAAUUAGUUUCAAUUUUACAUGCUAAUAAGGAAGGUGUAACACAAACUCCUCCUUGGGAUUUUUCUUUCCAAAGAAAUUGUUCAUGUGAGAAUUCAACUAAUUUAGUAUCCAUGUCAGUGUUUUUCUGUACUAUUAACUAUAGGUUCUGCCUUAUUUGUAGUGGAGCAGAAGCUGAUUUAGAAUAAAUCCUUGAGCUGUAAGGUCAGGAACAAAUCACUGUUCACCAUUUUUGAACCAGUUGUCUGAGCCAGGCUAAGUAUAUGUUUCAUGGUGGCCUUUGAGAAAUGUAAGGCGAUGUAUUUUCUUACUGAGGGAUUGUGGAAUGUUUCGAAGCACUUUGGUACUGGAACAUGUUUGUUUGUUUGUUUUUUGUUUGUUUAUGUGAUGCAUAUCAUAUCUGCUUGUGAACAAUGCUGCUUCAGAGUACAUUUAGUCACUGUUUGUUUAUACUUCAGAACCCCAGUAUGUUAUUAGAUAACCUUUCUGACAAGAUGUUUCCUAGAUCAACUUCCCAGUGGUCCAGUGAUCAAUGAACUCCUGUAGUUCUUGCUCUGUUUCUGCACUUUUAUCACAAGACUAUUUAAACCAUCUGCAAUAUCAUGAUCCAUGUUUAAAUGCUCCCUGUCUUCUAUCAAAUUGAUUAUACACGCCAAUUAUAAAACAAAAAGAAGACCGAAAUGUAAUAUUCUUUCAGAUUUAAUGUUUGAUGUUAAAUUCUCGGGUUCCAGUUACAUUGGGUUUAUUCAGCUUUAUUCUAUAUAUUAUUUAUUCAUGUACAGCAACUCUACAUCUUUGAGUUUACCUUGCCUCCAUGUAUGUUUGCCUUUUACCCAAGCUCAUUUUAGUUGUGUACAUACAGUAUAUAUUUAUAAUCAAUAAAGCUGAAAACGAAAACAUUG